This is a messenger RNA of Amoebophrya sp. A120, 2025 nucleotides long. The record is from the annotation of a GenBank genome assembly. NCBI's taxonomy places the organism in Eukaryota, Dinophyceae, Syndiniales, Amoebophryaceae.
CUUCAGCUUCGGUCUAGUAUUCGUAUUGUUACUCGGGCCAGAUGUGUUGCAAGUGCAAUGUCGGCCUAUGCCAUCAGUCACCCUCCCAUCAUUGUGGUCGUGAGUCUUUGUACUUGUGCAACAUAUGGCUAAGGAGCUCUUCCUUUUCCAUUUUUGAUUGACCCGUUUGCGCCAUCCUCGUGUCUUCUGUUUUUCGUGUAUCCGCUGUAGCCACUUUCAGGGCCCAUGACCUCUGCCAUUAUGUCGUCGUCCCACAUAAACUCCGGCCACGAUCAUCACCACGCCAUUGCCGACAAAGACGGCCCAACGACCACAACCGCCGGCUCUUCUUCCUCAACCGCGAAUAAGAUCACAACGACCUCAACCACCCCCAUAAACCCCACAACCCGCCUUCUCCUCCCCUACGUGCGCCAGGCACUACAACUUCUUCUAGAAACUAGGCACCCGAAUCCGUUGCUCUUUCUCCACCUGUAUUUCAAACUCACCUCGGUCAUCAACGGCGGGGGGAUUUGCGAAGCCUACAGAUGUUUCGCCUUUCGAAAGCUGUACGCGGAGGGAUCAGAUUGUUUUGGCGGUGGUAGGACCUCCACGGGGUCAGCAUCGUCAGCAGCCCAGCUCCCUUCAUCGUCCUCUUCCUCCGACCUGUUCCUACAAACCGCCGAUCCUCAGCAGGGAGGAAUAACGAGCAGAACCACAACCAAAUUAGAUGAGCUGAUUUACGACGCGUAUGUCCGGCUCUGCUCCACCUCCACAGCGAUGCUACAUUCUGUGAUGCACAUCAGCGGGACAAACACUAGUAAUCCAAACCAGGAGCAACUCCAAAUGCUACAGAACGUGGAGCCCGAGAAAUUGGACGUGAAAUUGCUGAUAAAUCUAUUACUAGACAACGUCCCCGCGACGUUGAAGCCGAAACAGCAGUUGCUGCAGAAAUUGCAGAACACGGAGGUGACGAUCCCGUUCAGAUUAUUUGCGGAUCUACUCCACAGUGUAUUCGAGUUGCUGAAAUUUCACCACGAAGCGACGAGAUUGUGGGGGCUGGGAGUGGUCAAUGGCCGCGGUGGAAAGAACGAAGUCGAUGGUGCGAUGAACGUUGAAGGUGAUGAGAAACAAGACGCUGGUGGAGCUGCAGCGGCAGCAGGUGGCGCUCCGGAAAAGCGACUUGUGGAAGACGUAUAGUCAAGUUUUCUGUGUAGUUGCAAAGACAAAGUAGACAAAUAACUGCUGCUGCAUGUCAAACUAAAAAAAAAAGCGCAUGACAAAUCGCAUUUGGUUUCAAAAAUCAUCCCAGAUCCUCGCCGCCGAGCCCGGAUUCCCGUCUUCCGUCACUUCGCCAACCCAAGCAGCCAAAAGACCUGAGGCAGACGAAGCCCCCGAGCAGUCGCAGGACGAGCAAACAGAACAACAAGGUCGUGAACCAAUGCCAGCAAUACAAACUUCCACCACGACCAGGCUCCCUUCCAAAACUGCAGUUAGAAUCUGCACGCAAAAGCUUUUCGACUCCGAGCAGAAUUACUACGAUAUUGAAAUGAAAAAGCGGCAGAAGACUUCCUUCGUCGGCUCGAUUAUGAUUACGAAGACGAAUAUCGAUUACCGGAAUUUGGAGGAAUUGGUUGUGCCGGUGAAGGGGUUAGUUUGUUUUGGGGAUUUCUGUGGAAUCCUAUGGGAGGCUUGUGUGUUGGAAAGUCAAGUGCAACAGACACAGACAACGUGAAGUAGAUAUAGUGUACCUGCGCACAAGUUAUCAAGUCAUAGUCAACCUCAACGUGUACUUCUUCAGUCCAUCAAUUUCGUCGUGCGCAGCUGGGUCGUGAAGACGUUGAAUGUACCAGUGACAGUUCUUGAGUCUCGUCCAUUCCUUCGCCACGUUUAUAGUGCGAGUCGUACUUGCACUUGCUUUUCAUGUGCGCUCGCUAGACAGGAUGAAAUAAACUUCGUCUGAUGUAAGACCACGACAGCACUGGCCAUCGCUUUCGCUUGUUCGAUUUCGAAUCAAACUAUCGACGUGUUGUCGAAAGAUGUUGAGAG